UUGAUUUUAAUUUUUUUUUGUCCCUUGCAGCGACUCUUGAUUUUUUGAGCUACUUACUCAUGGGUUCUGUAAUGAGCUUGAGCUGUCCCAAGACGAAAGGGGAAGAGGAACUCUCAAACGAAUCUUGCGAAACAAGAAAGACAUGUCCAUCUAACGAUCAAGACUACUCCAGAUUGAUUCCAAAUCUUCCUGAUGAGUUAUCUUUACAGAUUCUUGCUAUGCUCCCAAGAAUCUGCUACUCCAAUGUUCAAUUAGUUUCACGGAGGUGGAGAUCAGCUCUAUCGACCCCUGAGCUGUUUACUCUAAGGAAAGAGCUUGGAAGAACAGAGGAAUGGCUCUAUCUGUUGACUAAAAGCCAAGAGGGUAACCUUUCGUUGCACGCUUUAGAUCCUGUCUCUACAAGAUGGCAGAGACUGCCUCCUAUGCCUGUUAUUGUUUACGAAGAUGAACCUACUACAAGUAGUAUGUGGAAUCUCGUGAGGAGCUUACUCGGUAGAAAAGCGGAGGCCUCUGAGUUUGAGUCUGAGCAAAUGCCUUUCUGUGGCUCUGCUAUUGGUUCCAUUGACGGGUGUCUCUAUAUUCUUGGAGGGCUCUCUAGGUCUAAAACCGUGAACUCGGUUUGGCGGUUUGAUCCGGUUCUCAACUCUUGGAGUGAAGUGAGUACCAUGUUGGCGAACCGUGCUUAUUCCAGAACAGGGGUGUUGGAUAAGAAGCUCUAUGUUGUUGGAGGUGUUGAGAGUCGACGUGGAAGUUUAUAUCCGGUUCAGACAGCUGAGGUUUACGAUCCAGAGACUGAUGUUUGGUCAGAGGUUCCGAACAUUCCUUUCUCAAAGGCCCAAGUGUUGCCUAACGAGUUCUUGGCUGACUUGUUGAAGCCUAUUGUUACCGGGAUGACUUGUUACAACGGUAGGUUAUGUGUUACUCAGAGUUUAUACUCUUGUCCUUUCUUUUUUGAUGCUGGAGGAAAGGUUUAUGAUCCGGAGAGGAGUCUCUGGGGUGAGAUGCCGUCUGGUAUGGGUCAAGGCUGGCCUGCAAAGGGAGCUGGUACGAAGCUGAGUGUUGUGGUGGGUGGUGAGUUAUAUUGUUUUGAUCCUUCUUCUUCUUCUUUGGUGGAGAGUGGGAAGAUUAAGGUUUAUGAUCAAAAGGAAGAUGUUUGGAGAGUUGUUAUAGGUGAAGUACCUGUUUAUGAUAUGACAGAUUCAAAAUCUUCUUUUUUGCUUGCUGGGUUUCAUGGGAAGCUUCAUUUUAUUACUAGAGAUUUUGAUUGUAACGUUACAGUGUUAAGGGCAGAUGUGAAUGAGAUCCAAGGCUCUUCAUCAUCAUCAUUGUCUAGCUCUAAAGCUGUUUUGGGUUCAUGCUCUUUGAAGGAAAAGGGCAAUGUAGAUAACAAGUCAGACAGUGUUUUAUGGACAGCCAUUGCAAGUAAGGACUUAGGUGCUGCUGAACUUGUUAGUUGCCAAGUUAUAGAUAUAUGAAAAGCAAUGAUUAUUUGCACAUUUCUUGUGUAGCAUUGAUAGUCUCUGUGUACAGCGAAAUACAAGUGCUUGAUGCUUUAUGAUAUGUUCUGCCUAAGAUUUAUAAUACUUCUUCUGGCUUUGGCUGGCAUGUAAGCAUAUGCAAUAAAAUGUUAUGUAAG
Messenger RNA from Eruca vesicaria subsp. sativa (arugula), 1636 nucleotides. Lineage: Eukaryota; Viridiplantae; Streptophyta; Magnoliopsida; Brassicales; Brassicaceae. The record is from the annotation of a GenBank genome assembly.